Messenger RNA from Paraphaeosphaeria sporulosa, 1620 nucleotides. RefSeq lists its product as uncharacterized. The transcript has 7 exons. Bases 1 to 1620 code for a protein of 539 amino acids. Lineage: Eukaryota; Fungi; Ascomycota; Dothideomycetes; Pleosporales; Didymosphaeriaceae. The record is from RefSeq and is a predicted model, not a curated record.
AUGUCUGGAAUCGAAGUCUUGGGCGCAUUACCACUGAUUAUAGCUGGUAUCGAAGCAUACAAUGACGGUCUCGAUCCAGUAAAGAGCUUCAUGCGAUGGGAACGCGAGCUACCGGCCCUCAUUCGCAAGCUCCGAAACCAGCAUGUGCAUUAUGCGCAAACGAUUCGUAUACUCCUUGAGCCCAUCGCGGACGAAUUCGAGCUCGCGGAGCUUCUGCAAGAGCCGAACGGACAGUUAUGGAAGGGUGACAAAAUGGCGCGCAAGUUGAGCGAGCGGCUGGGAGACUCUUACAAUGCGUACCAGGGCACAAUCGGGGACAUAGAGCGCAUUACAAAGAAGAUCGCCAGCAAGUUGGACCUCGAUCGGGCAGCUGAGCUCACACGGAACGAACUCGAAGCUAUGCUGGUAGCCAACCCCAAGAAAGGAAACGAUCGGUUCGAAUUCCGUAGAAGGGUGAAAUUUGGAAUGUCCAAGAAGUCAAUCAAAGCAUUGCUCGAAGAGUUGGACGACUGCAACAAGGAGCUCGAAAGAUUUACCGACAAAAGCGAAAGAAUCGAGACAAUUCGCCGGAAAAUAAUCAAGCCGUCGUUUGCGAACCGCCUGCAGCGCAUUCAGAAAUAUGCUUUCACGUUGCACGAAACGCUCUCUACGUGUUGGUCUUUAUCAUUCUCAAGCGAUGCAGCAGACUCACAGUUGUGGGGUUGGCAAGCAGCAGAGAUUCUCGUAGAAGACGAGGAGGAUGACGACCUCUCGUUGCCUCGACCGCCCACGUUAUCGAAAUCGCGGAAAACAGUCUCCUUCGGGGAUAAGCCGCCACCGCCUUAUUCUGUGGACGACCCUACAACCUCUGGAGCUAGCCCGUCUUCACUUGAGGAGAUCAAAGAUUUGUGCGCGUCAAUUCAAAAACUCCACAAAAGUUCACCCUGCAUUGGCUUCUCUUUCGACACAAAAAGUAGAUUGCGGGGCGCGUAUACGGUAGAUACACUUACCAGAAAGCAAGUUGCUCCUUCCGAGCUGCUUACAUUGGAACAGCUUCUCGAUCAGCCGCCUACCAUUAAAGGAAGAGUUGUUAAACUGAGCAAGAAGGAACGAUACAGCCUGGCUCUUACACUUGCAAGCAGCACCCUGCAGCUAAACGCAACACCAUGGUUCAAAGAUCAGUGGUGCGCGAAGGACGUUUUCUUCCAUCAGACCGAGAGUGGCCCCCGGCUAGUAGACAUUGACCGACCAUAUGUCGUGCCGAAAAUCGAAGUUCUGGCGACUCUCACCAGUCGUCCAAAGAGGAGCUUCCAGAACAAGAAUACCGUCUUGCUAGCGCUUGCGGUUGCACUGUUGGAGCUAUAUUUUGGCGUCAGUGCGGAGAACCAUCGUAAUCUAGAGACACAACCCGCCGGAGCCUUCAAUCCUUGGAUGCUUUGCGCCAUGGCUUAUGAGUGGGCGGACGAGGAACAAGAGAACCUCUCAGCAGCUUUUUCAGGUGCAGUGAAUCACUGCUUGCGUUGCUUUAAUGAUCCUAGUGCCAACUUGCAAGACGCUGAAUUCCUGCAAGCGGCCGUGGAGUGUAUCGUGCUCCCGUUGCAAGAAGAGCUCCAUCAAUUCCUGGGUAAGGCCGGUCCAUGA